AUCCGUCUAAGAAAUCAAAAGCUCAAGCGGCGUUUUCCUAACGAUCCACCGGUCAGUCGGAUUUCUCUAAUGAUGGAUUUUAGCAGGGGGGUGUAAAGGUUACGAACCCGUCUGUACCGUCCCAAAGGCAAACAAGCCUGCUAGCCUUGAGCAAAGUCCAAUGGGGAUCACACACACAGACAGAUCUUCCAGACCACAUCCUCCCCAGAGUCCAGUCUGCCAUCAUGGAUCUCAUCCACAGCUGGGGCGUCCAGCUGGCUCAGCACCUUCAGACCAACUACAGAGGACACGAGGCCUUGUUCGGUCUGGCCUCCACGGUGGCCGACCUGCACACCACGUUCUUCUUCUUCUUUCCCAUCUGGUUCCACCUGCGCAGGGACACGGGGCUCCGGCUGGUCUGGGUGGCCGUCGUCGGGGACUGGAUCAACCUGGUCCUCAAAUGGGUUCUUUUUGGAGAGAGACCUUACUGGUGGGUUCACGAGACCCGCUUCUAUAGGCCGGGGGCGGCCCCUUCACUGCAUCAGUUCCCCAUCACCUGUGAAACUGGACCAGGGAGUCCCUCGGGUCACGCUAUGGGUGCCACGGGGGUCUGGUACGUGAUGGUGACCGCACUGCUCGCCGUGGCCGCGGAGAAGCGAUGCCCGCCGUCGCUGUACAAAGUCCUGCAGGGAGUUCUGUGGGGCUUCAUGGGCCUCCUGGUGCUGCUAGUCUGCAUGUCCAGGGUCUACAUGGCCGCCCACUUCCCACACCAGGUGGUCGCUGGCGUCAUCGCAGGUGUGGUCGUGGCUGAAGUGGUGUCCCGGGUGAAGUGGAUCUACAGCGCCGGUUUGAGGACGUACACCUUCACGACGCUCUUCUUGACCUCCUUCGCCGUGGGCUUCUACCUGUUGCUGAAGGCUGCGGGCGUGGACCUCCUGUGGACUCUGGAGAAGGCCCAGCGGUGGUGCGCCAAGGCCGAGUGGGUCCACCUGGACUCCACGCCCUUUGCCAGCCUCCUGCGCAACAUGGGCAGCCUGCUGGGCCUGGGCCUGGGCCUGGGCCUGAAUCUGGGCUCGCCCCGGCCCGGCGCCGACGCCGAGAAGACGAGCGGCGCCUCCAAGGCGGUGUGCAUCGUCGCCUCGUUGGCGCUGCUCCGUCUCUUGGACGCUUGGACAUUUUCCUCCGAGAACCUGGUGGCGUUCUACGGUUUGUCUUUCGGUAAAAGCGCGGUUGCACUUUUAAUCCCGACCGCUUUGGUUCCUUGGGCUCUCCGGGGAAGGCGAGAAGAAUUUGUGGCUGUUGGGCGGGAACAAAAAGAUCUUUAGAGGUUUCCUGUGCGAGGACGUGGACUUUGAGGGCAACACUGCCGUGCUAUUUUCAAUCAUUCUUGUCGUUUUUCUACAACCCGACUCGUCACAGGAUUCAGUUUUUGGCAUUCUUCACAAUUUUGGCCCAGAUUUUUGUAGGAGGUCUUGGUUAUCGGCUGAACAAACUUCCAUUUACCCGCGCAUCAUUUUGUGGAAUGUCCUCACAAAGUAACGAAUCGACAUUUUUAAGCACAUAUGCUGCAAAAUAAUCCACCGUGGGGCCAAAUAAAGUUGUGAGUGUCAGCAGUUUGAUAAAGAAGGUGAGAAACACAACUUGUAGCAAAGCUCUUUGUCAUCGAUGUGUUCAAUAAAGUUAGAAGU
Nerophis lumbriciformis (worm pipefish) is the source of this 1667-nucleotide messenger RNA. It is a transcript of the gene g6pc1a.1, whose product is annotated as glucose-6-phosphatase catalytic subunit 1a, tandem duplicate 1. Gene Ontology annotation, biological process: gluconeogenesis; glucose 6-phosphate metabolic process. NCBI's taxonomy places the organism in Eukaryota, Metazoa, Chordata, Actinopteri, Syngnathiformes, Syngnathidae. Gene Ontology annotation, cellular component: membrane. Gene Ontology annotation, molecular function: glucose-6-phosphatase activity. The record is from RefSeq and is a predicted model, not a curated record.